Molecule: messenger RNA, 288 nt
Organism: Heterobasidion irregulare TC 32-1
Lineage: Eukaryota; Fungi; Basidiomycota; Agaricomycetes; Russulales; Bondarzewiaceae
Exons: 2
Coding region: 1-288 (95 amino acids)
Source: RefSeq, a predicted model, not a curated record
AUGCGUUCGCUCGGGCUCAAAGGCAACAGGCGACCCUCGAGACGUCCACCCGUCGUGCUCGCUGAUUCGACGAAGAGUGCCAAAACCAGGUCGUGCAGGGUGGAGGAUGCUCUAAGCCCAGCGGCACCCGAUCCCAGCAAUCUUGCGAGCCUGUGGGCCGGACUCCACUACGUGCCGCCGCCGCCGCCGCCGCCGCCGCCGCCGAUGCAACAUCCCAUUUUGUUCGGCCUAACAAUCGCUGCGUAUCGUUAUUAUGUCCUCGCCGCCAUCGCUAUCGAGUUUACAUGA